Molecule: messenger RNA, 2319 nt
Organism: Pisolithus orientalis
Lineage: Eukaryota; Fungi; Basidiomycota; Agaricomycetes; Boletales; Pisolithaceae
Product: AMP deaminase
Exons: 14
Coding region: 1-2319 (772 amino acids)
Biological process (GO): AMP metabolic process; IMP salvage
Cellular component (GO): cytosol
Molecular function (GO): AMP deaminase activity
Source: RefSeq, a predicted model, not a curated record
AUGCAGUCUGACGACGAGUCCCAAUCUCCUCCCUACACACCCCUCUCCAACGAUCACAUCCACGUCCCCGAAUCCAGAGACGGCUUCUACGGGUACACUGACGAGAAGAGCCUGCAACACAUGGAGGAAAAGAGAUGGGCGCACCGCCGUGCUUCGGACGUUUCCGUCGUCGUCACAGAUGGUGGUGCACAGGUCGCCGGAAGCCUCAAACUGACUGCUAUUCCGGAGCCGCAGAUACCACGCAAGCCUGGAGAACCCACCUAUGUACCCCCCUUUUACAAAGGAGAAGAUAGAACUCGUACUGCCGAGGCCCAGGCCCAGAUACAUAUCACGCCCGAGUAUGCACGGGUUUUCCAGCUAUUCCAGAGGGCUCUGGAGUUGCGCGACAAGUACAUAUUCAAGUCACUCCAAAGGCUAGGUGAUGAUCCCAGACAUCACGACGACCAUUUCCAUGGUAUCACUGAAGGAUAUGCCGAUGUCGCCGGAGUUAAACCCGAUGCCAACUUUGCAAAUUCUCGAACAGAGCACAUCACUUACCAACCCUGGAAAAUCUACCCCAAACCUCCGCCACCGCAUUGGCGCUUCAGCCCCAAGAAACGAGCCGCGGCAACAGCCGAUGGCCUCGACAGCUUCGAGGAGGAAGAUUUCGAGUUUGAUAAGUGUGACCUCUCAGGUCCCCAUGAAUGGACAUUUAAACUAGACGACAAGGGCGUAUACCAGGUAUAUCCUGAAGAUGGAGCAGAGAAAACCCCGAUCUUUGAUAUUCCAACCAUUCGCGAGUACUUCGUUGACCUUGAUUUCGUGCUCUCAGUCAUCUCCGAUGGUCCUGCCAAAAGCAUUGCGUACCGCAGGCUAAAAUACCUUGCAAGUCAAUUCGAGAUGUACAGCCUACUUAAUGAAUCUCAGGAGCUCGCAGAGAUGAAAGUAGGAGAAUCUCUCCCUUCCCGAAAAUAUUUCUACAACGUUCGCAAAGUUGAUACCCACGUGCAUCUCGCGAGUUGCAUGAACCAGAAACAUCUUCUGAGGUUCAUCAAAUCCAAGAUGAAGCGCAACCCAGACGACGUGGUCAUCUUCCGUGACGGCGCUGAAUUAACUUUAGAGCAAGUUUUCCAGUCACUGAAUUUAAGCGCAUACGACCUUUCCAUCGAUACACUUGAUAUGCAUGCACACCAAGAUUCAUUCCAUCGGUUUGACAAGUUCAAUCUAAAAUAUAACCCUAUUGGAGAGUCACGGUUGCGGGAAAUAUUUUUGAAGAUUGACAAUAAGAUUGACGGUCGCUACUUCGCCGAACUCACGAAGGAGGUUAUGACAGAUUUAGAACAGAGCAAGUAUCAGAACUGCGAAUGGCGUGUUAGUAUUUAUGGCAGAUCCGAGGACGAGUGGGACAAGGUUGCGAGAUGGGUAGUGAACAACAAGCUGUACUCCCACAACGUUCGUUGGCUCAUCCAAGUGCCGAGACUGUAUCAUGUCUACAAACAAAGUGGCUCUGUGAAAACAUUCGAGGACGUCGUCAUUAAUGUGUUCAAGCCUUUGUUCGAGGUGACGAAAGACCCAACUUCCCACCCGGAACUCCAUGUAUUCCUUCAACGAGUAGUCGGCUUUGAUAGCGUGGAUGACGAAUCAAAGGCCGAACGCCGAAUUCAUCGUAAGUUUCCAUAUCCCCGUCUUUGGGACUUGGACCAGAACCCUCCGUUCUCGUAUUGGAUCUAUUAUAUGUAUGCCAACAUGGCUAGCCUCAAUCACUGGCGGCAGGCGCGCGGGCUUAACACCUUCGUGUUCCGGCCGCAUGCUGGGGAGGCCGGGGACACAGACCACCUUACGGCCGCCUUCCUUACAUCCCAUUCGAUCUCUCAUGGAAUUCUUCUCCGGAAGGUCCCCGCACUACAAUAUCUUUUUUACCUCAGGCAGAUCGGCCUGGCGAUGAGCCCUCUCAGCAAUAAUGCCCUGUUUUUGACUUACGAACGCAACCCUCUCCCUGACUUCUUCAAGGUGGGACUCAACGUCAGUCUGAGUACGGAUGAUCCUUUGCAGUUCCAUUUCACUAAGGAACCGCUGCUCGAGGAGUACAGUGUCGCAGCCCAUAUUUACAAGCUCCCACAAAGUUCCUUAGCCGAAUUGGCCCGCAACUCCGUCAUACAAAGCGGUUUCGAAAUGGAAGUUAAGCGCCACUGGCUUGGCCAGGAAUGGUACCUUCCUGGAGCUGCUGGAAACGACAUUCACAAGACGAACGUUCCUAACACUCGCCUUGCUUACCGUCAUCGGACGCUGGUCGAGGAGCUGCAAUUGGUCAACCAGAAGGUUGGCAUUCCCAUAUCUUGA